Biomphalaria glabrata is the source of this 1867-nucleotide messenger RNA. RefSeq names its product asparagine--tRNA ligase, cytoplasmic-like. Lineage: Eukaryota; Metazoa; Mollusca; Gastropoda; Planorbidae. The record is from RefSeq and is a predicted model, not a curated record. The transcript has 15 exons. Bases 137 to 1546 code for a protein of 469 amino acids. Gene Ontology annotation, cellular component: cytoplasm. Gene Ontology annotation, biological process: asparaginyl-tRNA aminoacylation. Gene Ontology annotation, molecular function: ATP binding; nucleic acid binding; asparagine-tRNA ligase activity.
AUUCUAGAAAUAUAUUUUCCACGAAAGAAGCGCUGACGUAAUCAGCAGUAUAAGUAAUCUCCCUUAGAAUAGGAUUAUUAUUGAUCUAAAUGUUACGCAUACCUUAUUAAUCGAACCAGUCUGUAAGCUUUCGAACAUGGCGGACACACGCCUGAUUGACAGUGAAAGGAGAGAGAAGAAACUGGAAGAAGCCAAAAUUAUAAAAAUUACAAACAACCCAGAACUUCCUUCUCCUAAAAAGAUCAAAAUUAAGGAUGCAGUCCAAACACAUAGUCAGCGUGUCAAGAUAUUUGGUUGGGUUCAUAGACUUCGACGUCAAGGUAAAAAUCUCAUGUUUGUAGUGUUGAGAGAUGGCACUGGCUUUCUACAAGCUGUAUUUACAGAUCAAUUGUGUCAUACUUACGAGGCUUUAACAUUAUCAACAGAGUCUUCUGUAGCUGUGUAUGGUACCAUCCAUGAGGUGCCAACUGGGAAAACGGCAGUUGACGGUCAUGAACUGCGUGUUGAUUUCUGGGAGUUGAUCGGCACAUCGCCUGCAGGUGGCAUAGACACUAUCCUGAAUGAGGAGGCACAUGCAGAUGUACAGAUGGACAACAGACACAUGGUGAUCAGGGGAGAGAAUACUUCCAAAGUGCUAAAGAUGAGAUCAAUCAUUACUCAAUGUUUCCGAGAACAUUUCUUUGAUCGUGGCUACUUUGAGCUGACACCACCAACAUUAGUACAGACACAAGUCGAAGGAGGAUCGACACUAUUCAAAAUGAAUUACUUUGGUGAAGAGGCAUUCCUGACCCAGAGUUCCCAGUUGUAUUUAGAAACUGUGAUCCCUUCAAUGGGAGAUGUUUUCAGUAUGGCCCAGUCUUAUAGAGCCGAGCUGUCCAAGACACGACGCCACUUAGCAGAAUACACUCACAUUGAAGCUGAAUGCCCUUUCAUCUCAUAUGAGGAACUUCUUGACAAAAUUGAAGACCUUGUUUGUGACACAGUUGACAGGAUAUUGAAGUCUCCUUGGGGAAAGGUUGUCUUUGAACUUAACCCAGACUUCAAACCACCAAAAAGACCUUUUAAAAGAAUGAACUACACUGAUGCCAUAGAAUGGCUGGAAGAACAUGAAAUCUAUAAAGAGGAUGGUACGCCAUAUCAAUUUGGAGAUGAUAUCCCAGAAGCCCCAGAACGUAAAAUGACGGACACAAUUAAUGAGCCAAUCUUUCUUUGUCGAUUCCCUGCAACUCUGAAGUCGUUUUACAUGCAGCGAUGUCAUGAGAACACUAGAUUGACUGAGUCCACUGAUCUUCUAAUGCCCAAUGUGGGUGAGAUAGUUGGAGGCUCUAUGAGAAUUUGGCAACAGGAUGAACUGGAAGAAGGCUUUAAAAGAGAAGGCAUUGACACGAAACCAUAUUACUGGUACAUUGAUCAGAGAAAAUAUGGCACCUGUCCCCAUGGAGGUUAUGGCCUAGGACUGGAGAGAUUCUUGUGCUGGAUCCUUAACAGAUACCACAUCCGAGAAGUCUGUGCAUACCCAAGAUUUGUUGGAAGAUGUAAACCUUAAACUACGAGCUCAAUAAUUAGAUAAUAACAUUUGGAGCUGACAUAAAUCAUAACACAAUGCAGUCUAUUAUUACUUUGUGUGGAAUGUAACUUUGCAAUGAUAAGGAGUUUUUGAGAGUCAAUGUACAAGAGAACGUUGAGCUACUUGUACUGACUGACAUUUAUGUACACAGGUAAUUAGUUACUAUCACAAUGACUCAACUAUGCAGUGAUAGCGGAUUCAGUAGGUUGUAUAACAGACUGUAAUAUUUUUAUUUUAUGUAUGUAUGAAUAAUGAAAUAUUGACAAUGAAAAACAAACAAUAAAUAUUUUUUUAAACUUC